UCUGGUAUUUCUCUAUAUCUUGAUCGUUGGAAGGUCUGCUUGCACUUGCUCUGGACAUUUGCCAGAGAGCGCCUGGUUUUACCCUCACUAAACGGAGCUUUCUCAAGCACACGAUAUGGCACACAUGGGCGCACUUCCCAAAAUCCAUCGGUACAUUACCGCACAUAAUGGCGGGGGCAAAGCCAUCUUCAGCAAAGCCUUCGACGACGAGAGCAGAAUGAAAGCCAACGACGACGGUAUUGCCUUCGCACUCAGCUACACCACCAAGGGCUUUCCGGUCGACAUGGACAAUGAUAAGGACCUCGAUGUAUACGGGGAGUAUCUCAAGAACACGCCAGGGCUCGUCGUUUCAGGCGGGACGGUACUCCGUCACGUCGACAUUCCCCCGAAGACGGAAUGUACGAUGCAUCGGACUGUGAGCCUAGACUACGGGUGUGUACUCGAGGGCGAGGUCGAGCUAUUGCUGGAUAGCGGCGAGAAGCGCAACAUGAAGCGGGGGGACGUUGCGAUUCAACGAGGAACUAUGCAUCAGUGGAUCAAUAAUAGUACAACAGAGUGGACGAGGAUGCUGUUCGUGCUGCAGGAGAGCAAGCCAUUGAAGGUUGCGGGUGAGGCAGUUGGCGAGGAACUGGCAGGUAUGCCAGGUGUGCGAUCAUCCGACUGAGAUUGGCAUUUGAUGCUUGACAUGGAGCAAGACGUUCGAAGGGUACAGAGGAAUGAGAGAGCUCGCGGGCGACAUCCGCAGUCGCAGUCGCCAAGCCCACUAGUCCCAAAAUAAGC
This is a messenger RNA of Cucurbitaria berberidis CBS 394.84, 780 nucleotides long. RefSeq lists its product as uncharacterized. The coding region runs from base 116 to 664 and encodes 182 amino acids. The transcript has a single exon. The record is from RefSeq and is a predicted model, not a curated record. Lineage: Eukaryota; Fungi; Ascomycota; Dothideomycetes; Pleosporales; Cucurbitariaceae.